Papilio polytes (common Mormon) is the source of this 1655-nucleotide messenger RNA. It is a transcript of the gene Smn, whose product is annotated as survival motor neuron protein. Gene Ontology annotation, biological process: mRNA processing. The record is from RefSeq and is a predicted model, not a curated record. Gene Ontology annotation, cellular component: nucleus; cytoplasm. The transcript is spliced from 7 exons. The coding region runs from base 132 to 965 and encodes 277 amino acids. Gene Ontology annotation, molecular function: RNA binding. Lineage: Eukaryota; Metazoa; Arthropoda; Insecta; Lepidoptera; Papilionidae.
AAAAUACAGUUUGUCUUAAAAAAGUUUUUCAAUUCAAAUUUUUAUCAAAAACCAAGUAAUAGUUUCAAACUCUUAAAUUUUGCGUAGUACUAAGACAAUAUUUCUAAAAAUAAAAAAAAAAAUCAAGUAAUAUGUCGAACGGAGAACUUCUGUACGUAAAAGGAAUGAAUCUUUCAGAAACAGAAGACGAGAAUGUUGAAGAAGACAUAUGGGACGAUAGAAAACUGAACGAUGCAUAUGAUAAAGCUUUAAAAAUUGCCAAUGCUGAGGUAGCAAAGCGCGUAGCUAUGUCCACUAAUACACAACAUUCAGUCAAAAACCCAGAGAAAGAACAUUCAAAAACAAAAAAUGGUACAUCACAGAAAGUAAAAUGUCCACAAAAGAAAAGUGUAAAAUGGCAGGCAGGGAUGCCGUGCAGAGCUAUAUAUGAGGGGGACGGCCAGGAAUAUGAAGCAUUUGUACUAAGACUCAUCAAUGACAAAGAGUGUGUAGUUAAGUUCUUAGGUUAUGAUAAUUCAGAGAUAGUGUCAAUUAGUACAUUAAAGCCAACUUUGGGCAAACACGAGAGGAUGCGGCAAACUCAGCAGGCGUUGUGUGAUAAAGAUGAUGGCUUUGGGAGUCAAUCACUGUUAGAGAAUAUGGACUGUAGUGAUGCUGGCACAAGCUUAGGAAGUACAGAUGGAUCAUUCCAGAAAAAGAAAAAAUCACUAAAUAAGAAAAAAAAUCAACGCAAAAUGAACUUACCUGAGAUACCAAUGUUUAAUCCUGCUAUGUUAGGAAAUUUAAAUUCAAUGGAAAUGCCAUUGCCUCCUCCCCCUCCGAUAGGCUUUGGGUCUGAGCACAGUUGUGAAGAGCAGGCGCUAUCCUCAAUGCUGCUCAGCUGGUACAUGAGUGGAUACUAUACUGGGUUAUACCAAGGAAUGAAGAGGGCAAAGGAAAAUCGAAAUCGAAACACCAUACAUUGAAUUGUGUAAAAUAAAACAGCAGAACAUUUUUUUAUAAUAUUUUAUUUUUAGUGUCACAUAACACAAACUACCGUUUCAAAUAGAAAUAUUAUCUAUUAAAAAUAAAUUAAAUUAUGCCUCCAUGUUCCUGAGUAUUACUAUGUACAAAAUAUACAUUUAGAUAUUUUUUUUAUAUAAAAAAAUCAUGAACAGUUCAAUCUGAUUGGUGGGUUUCAUUUUUUUAUGAAAUCUACGUUACAGAAAAUGACACACGCAUAAUAUUCAGCCAAAAAAAAACUUUGUAAACUCUGUAAAAAUACAAAGACCUUAAAAAUAACGACUAAAUAAAAGCAUGUAUCUUCAAAACAUUUGUUUUAUUUUAACUUUUAAUAUUUAAGAAAAAGUUAAAAAUAUUAUCUCUGGUUUAUUUUCCGCUAUUACAUAAUCUGUGGCUUCUAUAAUUUACGUUGUGUUUUCCAAAACACUAUAAAAUAUAAUAAUAUAAAACAUGGCAAAGCAAUUACUGCUAUGGCAGUAUAUUAAAAUAACUAUUUACAAAAUUAUUUUAUUAUACAAAUAAAAACAAAUCAGGUCUUUCAAGCUUCUUCAUAUCGACUUCAUUGCACAUUGAAUUAUUAGGCCAUUUUUACAAAAGCACAAAUAAUUCGAUUCGUUUAGAAAUAUUUUUAAUAAAUGUCAAAAUUGUAAAAU